ACCCCAUCUAUCCGAUAGAAAUGAUGGGCUGUCUUCGAACAAACAGCGAGAGAGAGAUCAGAGAUCAGAGAGAGAGAGAGAGAGAGGAGAGGGCAUCGAAAGAGACUGAUGAGUUGAGCUCGAGCGUCCAAAAUGUAUAGAUAGAUCAAGAUUAGAUAUUUCCUGUGGGUUUCUUUCCAAUGGCUGAGCCCAUCCCACUUGUUCGCCCUUGUUCUUCUUCUUGUUUCUAGCGCAACAAAGAGAGAGAGAAGAGAGAGAGAGAGAGAGAAGAAGGGGGAAUUCGGGGGGAAACAAAGAGCUGGGUUUUCUCUCAAUGGCUGUCGCCAUGGCGUCUGGAGCUCUCAAGGUUUGCUGCUCGGGCUUGAAGACGGCAGACAACUGCCUGUUUUCUGUUAAGUCUUGUGCCCAGUUGGGCUUUCCCUCUUUGGCUCCCAUCAGGGAUCGAAGAUCAUCAUCAUCUUCAGCUGUGAGCAUCCCUAGAGCUGCAUCUCCAACUGCCGUGGAGGAUGGGAGUCCUACCGAGACUGAUACAGUUCCUACUCCCAAAGUUAUAAUAGAUCAGGACUCCGAUCCAGACUCAACCGUUGUCGAAGUCACUUUUGGUGAUCGCCUCGGGGCUCUCCUUGACACUAUGAACUCGCUUAAGAAUCUAGGCCUGAAUGUUGUCAAGGCUAGUGUAUGUUUGGACUCAUCUGGCAAGCACAACAAGUUUGCUAUUACUAAGGCUUCUACUGGAAGGAAGGUUGAGGAUCCGGAGCUCUUAGAAGCAAUACGCUUGACAAUCAUUAACAAUCUUCUUGAAUAUCAUCCGGAAUCGAGCAGCCAGUUGGCUAUGGGAGCAACCUUUGGAACUGAACAACCUAAAGAAGUCGAUGUGGAUAUUGCGACACAUAUAUAUGUUUAUGACGAUGGCCCUGAUCGGAGUUUACUUGUGGUGGAGACAGCAGACCGACCUGGAUUACUGGUAGAUCUUGUUAAGAUCAUUACUGACAUAAACAUCACUGUUCAAUCAGGAGAAUUUGAUACGGAGGUAAAUUAGAUGAAAAUGUACUACAGAGUUUUCACUCGCUUAGAAUCUGCUAUGAGCAA
Molecule: messenger RNA, 1089 nt
Organism: Asparagus officinalis (garden asparagus)
Lineage: Eukaryota; Viridiplantae; Streptophyta; Magnoliopsida; Asparagales; Asparagaceae
Product: ACT domain-containing protein DS12, chloroplastic
Exons: 8
Coding region: 314-1039 (241 amino acids)
Cellular component (GO): chloroplast thylakoid membrane; chloroplast stroma
Source: RefSeq, a predicted model, not a curated record